GUGCGGGGAAGAGAAGCCGGGAUGGAGGACGAAGAGCUCGACUUGGCCGACGAGCUGGAGGCCGCCUUGCAGCUGGCGCCGGAGGUGCAGCUGGCCAUUGAGCAGGUAUUUCCCAGCCAAGAUCCACUGGACAGGGCUGAUUUCAACGCAGUGGAAUACAUCAAUACUCUUUUUCCAACUGAGCAAUCUUUGGCCAAUAUCGAUGACGUAGUGAACAAAAUCAGGUUGAAAAUAAGACGAUUGGACGAUAAUAUUCGGAUGGUGGUGAGGGCCCAGACCAACGUGGGGCAAGAUGGCCGUGAGGCUCUCGAAGAGGCCCAGAAAGCCAUCCAGCAGCUUUUUGGUAAGAUUAAAGACAUUAAGGAUAAAGCAGAAAAAUCGGAGCAGAUGGUUAAAGAAAUCACCCGGGAUAUCAAGCAGCUGGACCACGCUAAACGCCACUUGACCACCUCCAUCACCACCCUGAACCACCUCCACAUGUUAGCCGGGGGAGUGGAUUCACUCGAGGCUAUGACCAGGAGGAGACAGUACGGGGAGCUGGCCAACCUAUUACAAGGGGUUGUGAACGUGCUGGAACAUUUCAACAAAUAUAUGGGGAUCCCACAGAUCCGCCAGCUUUCCGAAAGGGUGAAGGCAGCCCAGAACGAGCUGGGACAACAGAUCUUGGCUGAUUUUGAAGAGGCCUUUCCUUCCCAAGGCACAAAGAGAUCCGCUGGUCCCAGCAACGUUCUCCGUGACGCCUGCUUGGUCGCCAACGUCUUAGAUCCCCGGAUCAAGCAAGAAAUCAUCAAGAAGUUUAUUAAGCAGCACCUCUCGGAGUAUCUGGUGUUGUUCCAGGAAAACCAAGACGUUGCUUGGCUGGACAAGAUCGACCGGCGUUACGCCUGGAUCAAGCGCCAGUUGGUAGACUACGAGGAAAAAUACGUCCGGAUGUUCCCAGCGGAAUGGUGCAUGACAGAACGGAUCGCCGUGGAUUUCUGUCAUAUUACAAGGAUAGAGCUGGGGAAAAUCAUGCGUGCCCGGGCAAGGGAGAUCGAGGUGAAACUGCUGCUUUUCGCCAUCCAGAGGACCACCAACUUCGAAGGGCUGCUGGCCAAACGCUUCUCGGGGUCCACCCUGUCAGAGACGGUGACGAAAAAACCCGAUCCUCCGCUAGCCUCCACGAACCCUUUUCUGGAGGAAGAAUCCGCGACCGACGAGGACGAAACCCCGUCAGAAAAGGCCAACAUUGACAAGCCACAAAAGCCAAAAAUUCCAAGCAAUCCGUUCCAUGGAAUUAUUUCUAAGUGCUUUGAGCCCCACCUUUAUGUCUACAUUGAAUCUCAGGACAGAAACCUCGGAGAGCUGAUUGACCGCUUCGUGGGGGACUUCAAAGCCCAGGGACCCCCCAAGCCGAACGUGGACGAGGGCGGUGCCGUUCUGCCCAGCUGCGCUGACCUCUUUGUCUAUUACAAGAAGUGCAUGGUCCAGUGCUCGCAGCUAAGCACCGGGGAGCCCAUGAUUGCCCUCACCACCAUAUUCCAGAAAUAUCUGCGGGAAUACGCCUGGAAGAUCCUCUCCGGAAAUUUACCCAAGUAA
Protobothrops mucrosquamatus (brown spotted pit viper) is the source of this 1578-nucleotide messenger RNA. RefSeq names its product vacuolar protein sorting-associated protein 53 homolog. The record is from RefSeq and is a predicted model, not a curated record. Gene Ontology annotation, cellular component: GARP complex. Lineage: Eukaryota; Metazoa; Chordata; Lepidosauria; Squamata; Viperidae. The transcript has 14 exons. Gene Ontology annotation, biological process: retrograde transport, endosome to Golgi. Bases 22 to 1578 code for a protein of 518 amino acids.